CAGAGGGGCCGGGCCGGACCGAGGGGCGCUUUUGCGCGCGGAGCGACUGAGGGAACAGGAUCUGGUCCCUGAAGAGGCCAGCGUGAGAGGCAGUGUUUUUGGUUGAGCGUGGAAAAGGAGUUGCCUUCUCUGAGAGCCUGCCUGGAGACAGGUGUAAGGCUCCAAGCUUGGUCAUCCAGGAAGCUGGACAAUGGCAGCCGAAGAGCCAGCAGUGACCACUCCCCCUAGCCCUUUGGUUCAGGUACCUCAAGAAGAGGAAGAAGAGCAGGCAGGGGUCACCACCAUGAUUCUGGAGGAUGAUUCCUGGGUGCAGGAAGCCGUGCUGCAGGAGGAUGGCCCUGAGUCUGAGCCCUUUCCCCAGAGUGCUGGAAAAGGCAGCCCUCCGGAGGAGGGUGCAUCCGGAGGACCUCAGGGUGCGCUUGUCCGAUUUCGGGAGCUCUGUCGGCGCUGGCUGAGGCCAGAGGUACACACUAAGGAGCAGAUGCUAACCGUGCUGCCAAGGGAAAUUCAGGCCUGGCUGCAGGAGCAUCGGCCUGAGAGCAGCGAGGAGGCUGUGGCCCUGGUGGAAGACUUGACCCAGACUUUUCGGAACAGGGACUUUGAGAUACAGAGUGAGAACGGAGAAAACUCAAGUCAAGUCAUGUUUGAGGAUGUGGAAUCACAGGGGAUGUUCUUGAAAAGAGGGGAAGGUGGUCAGCAAUCCGAUGGGGAGAGCGACCUUGAGAGGGACUAUGGUUCUGGGGGCGCCCUGGGAAAGGCCCCCAGUGAGGACCACAGGGACGUACCUUCCCGAGGAAGGGAAGUUGGCCAGCUCAUAGGCCUCCAGGGCACCUACCUGGGUGAGAAGCCUUAUGAAUGCCCUCAGUGUGGGAAAACUUUCAGCCGGAAAUCCCACCUCAUCACCCACGAGCGGACCCACACAGGGGAGAAAUACUAUAAGUGUGAAGAAUGUGGGAAGAGCUUCAGCGACGGUUCAAACUUCAGCAGGCACCAAACGACACACACGGGAGAGAAGCCUUACAAAUGCAGGGACUGCGGGAAGAGCUUUAGCCGGAGUGCAAACCUGAUCACCCACCAGAGGAUCCACACGGGCGAGAAGCCUUUCCAGUGUGCCGAGUGUGGCAAGAGCUUCAGCCGGAGCCCCAACCUCAUCGCACACCAGCGCACGCACACGGGCGAAAAGCCGUACUCGUGCCCCGAAUGUGGGAAGAGCUUUGGCAACCGGUCCAGCCUUAAUACUCACCAGGGAAUCCACACCGGAGAGAAACCCUAUGCGUGUAAGGAAUGCGGUGAAAGCUUCAGUUAUAACUCCAACCUGAUCCGACACCAGAGAAUCCACACCGGAGAGAAACCGUACAAAUGCACUGACUGCGGACAGAGGUUCAGCCAGAGCUCCGCACUCAUCACCCACCGGAGAACGCACACGGGAGAAAAACCCUAUCGGUGCAGCGAGUGCGGCAAAAGCUUCAGCCGCAGCUCCAACCUGGCCACGCACCGCCGAACGCACUUGGUGGAGAAGCCCUACAAGUGCGGGGUAUGUGCGAAGAGCUUCAGCCAGAGCUCCAGCCUGAUCGCGCACCAGGGCGUGCACACGGGCGAGAAGCCCUACGAGUGCCUUACCUGCGGGGAGAGCUUCAGCUGGAGUUCCAACCUCAUCAAGCACCAGCGCAUCCACACCGGGGAGAAGCCCUACAAAUGCGGCGACUGCGGGAAGGGCUUCAGCCAGCGCUCGCAGCUGGUGGUGCACCAGAGGACGCACACGGGUGAGAAGCCCUAUACGUGCCCCAUGUGCGGCAAGCGCUUCAGCCGGGGCUCCAUUCUGGUGAUGCACCAAAGAGCCCACUUGGGAGAUAAGCCGUACAGGUGUCCUGAGUGCGGGAAAGGCUUCAGCUGGAAUUCCGUGCUCAUCAUACACCAGCGAAUUCACACGGGAGAGAAGCCCUACAAAUGCCCCGACUGUGGCAAGGGCUUCAGCAAUAGCUCCAACUUCAUUACACACCAGAGGACUCACCUGAAAGAGAAGAUUUACUGAAGUGCAGGAAAGUGGAGGGAGAUGCUGGAGCUGACUCUGAGCUUUCCCCAGUGCCCCCAAUGUUGUCCCUCUAAAAAGCCGUUUUUCCUAAAUGCCCGGUAGGAGUUCUUGUCAGAGCCUUACCGUUUGUCCUCAUUUCUAGGUAUUUGUUAUUUUAGAGUCUUGUGCAGUUCCAGAAUGGAGUGUAGGAGCGGAAGGUUGUAGGUGGGGUCUUUAUAUUAUAUUUCAUGAUUUGA
Messenger RNA from Chionomys nivalis (European snow vole), 2268 nucleotides. RefSeq names its product zinc finger and SCAN domain containing 2 (gene Zscan2). The transcript is spliced from 3 exons. Gene Ontology annotation, molecular function: DNA-binding transcription repressor activity, RNA polymerase II-specific. Bases 191 to 2032 code for a protein of 613 amino acids. The record is from RefSeq and is a predicted model, not a curated record. Lineage: Eukaryota; Metazoa; Chordata; Mammalia; Rodentia; Cricetidae. Gene Ontology annotation, biological process: negative regulation of transcription by RNA polymerase II.